Molecule: messenger RNA, 1601 nt
Organism: Salvelinus fontinalis (brook trout)
Lineage: Eukaryota; Metazoa; Chordata; Actinopteri; Salmoniformes; Salmonidae
Product: syncoilin-like
Exons: 5
Coding region: 8-1204 (398 amino acids)
Cellular component (GO): intermediate filament
Source: RefSeq, a predicted model, not a curated record
GGGAGGGAUGGAGUUGAGGGGAGGUCAACAACUAGAGACAGAGGUGGGAGGGGUGGAGUUGAGGGGAGGGGUGGAGUUGAGCGGAGGACGACAACCAGAGACAGAGUUGGGAGGGGUGGAGUUGAGGGGAGGUCAACAACUAGAGACAGCGUUGGGAGGGGUGGAGUUGAGGGGUUCCGUGCAGGAGUUGGGUACUGUGCUGGAGGGGUGUAUCGAGGAGGUGGGGAGAAUGGAGAAGAGACGGGAUGAACUGAUGGGAGAGCUGCAGGCACUAAGGGAGGAGAAGACGGGGACAGAGGAAGGGAGAGAAGGAGGGCAGGCGGCACAGUUAAACCAGGUGCUGAAUAUUGAGGCCGAUGGGAUGAGGGAGGCGCGGAUGAGGGAGUGGCAGUCUUUGAGGGCUGAGAGAAGUGUGGAGGAGAGGAGGCUGUCCAGUGUGCGUCUGGAGAGGCAGGGUCUUCAGGAGGAGAUGAGGAGGCUGAAGAGGAGGCUGUUCUCUGUCGCCAGGGAGUGUGCUCACAACCAGGUCAUCCUGGUAACCCAGCAGCGUGAGGUGGCCCAGCUCAACAAGGAACAGAUGGAACUCGACACACUGAUCAUCCAGCUGACUGAGGAGGUGUCUCAACUCCGCUCCACCCACCAGACCCAGCUCUCCACCUUUCAGUCCCAGCUCCAGACACCCAGGCAGACACCCAUCCCCAUAGAGGAGCUGACCCAGAGCAAGAGGACCGCGUGUGGGGACAUACAGCAGUACCUGCAGGGAGGGCUCAAAGCCCUGGAGGAAAGGUAUGAGCCAAUGCUGCUGGCCCUGUUGAAGCGGAAGGAGAGGACGUCAGAGGCCCAGGUGAAGGCCAGGCAGCAGGCCCAGGAGCUGAGGUCCCGCCGAGGGCCCAUGAGGGAGGAGGGACAGAGGCUGGGGCUGCAGAGAGCCUGCCUGGAGGAGAGACUCAUACUGAUGGAGACCCACAGGAGAGAGGACGUGGAGCAGUACAGGGAGACAGUGGACAGGCUGGAGGACACUAACAGAGAGCAGAAGACAAAGCUACAAAUCCAGAAGAGGGAAACCAAGGAGAUGGAGGAACUGAGAGACAGUCUUACUAAAGAACUCUACCUGUACAGAGGUAUUGUCGAAGACAAUAACAAGAAUGAUGUAACCAGAGUGCAAGAGAAAACCACCGCGACAAAUAGAAGUCUUGCAGUUUAGGUUACAAGAGACAAACAACAUUUUCUCAGUUCAUAGUCACUCGUUUCCAAAAAUCAUACCAUCCUUACAAAUGUACUUUUAUACACCUUUCAGAAGGUUCCACUCAAUUGUAAAAAAAAAAAAAAAAAAAAAAACAGGAAGUAGAAAACCAGGAAGUAGAAACCCAGGAAGUAGAACACCAGGAAAAAGCAAGGCCGUUUUGUACACUGGUAGCUGAAACCUGUGGGGAAUUCCCAUCAGGUUGGAAAGGGUGUCUAGAGAAAACAAGCUCUCCAUCAUUCUAAUUCUAUAGUUAAGACAUGGUAAAACAUCUGUAGAGAAGAAGGUUCUGGAACAGUCUGAAGAUGUAAUGCAUUCUUUAUAGUGCAACAAAUAAAAGGUGUUCUUUUAAACUAAA